This is a messenger RNA of Nelumbo nucifera (sacred lotus), 1692 nucleotides long. Its product is annotated as GDSL esterase/lipase EXL3-like. NCBI's taxonomy places the organism in Eukaryota, Viridiplantae, Streptophyta, Magnoliopsida, Proteales, Nelumbonaceae. Gene Ontology annotation, molecular function: lipase activity. Gene Ontology annotation, biological process: lipid metabolic process. The record is from RefSeq and is a predicted model, not a curated record.
UAACCGAAAGUGCAUCACAUGGCACCAUGGCUAAAUGGGUCAAGAACCAUGCAUAUAUAUCAAACUAUAAAGCGCUAGCUAGGCCGAGUACCAGAACACCGACGAUCCCUACUUAAUUUCUCUUCUCCUCCGGCCGGCCAGUUUAUUACUGUGAGGGAGAAGGAAGCUAAGAGUAAUUAGAGGGCUUUUCUCCCCUGUGAAGUGCAAACCACAAUCCACAAUGCAGCAGCUUGCGGCCUUAGAAUUGGGUUUAGUUUCCCCUACAACUUGCUGCCUAGUCAUUCUUCUCUCUAUAUUCAGCUGUUUUGAUUUGCAGAUCAUCCAAGCCGCCGGAUUCAUCCUACCUGAGAAUGUCUCGUUCCCGGCUCUGUUCAUGUUUGGAGAUUCCAUUGUAGACACAGGCAACAAUAACUAUAUCGUGUCGAUAGCCAAGUGUAACUUCGCUCCAUACGGGAGAGAUUUCCCAGAAGGGAAACCAACAGGAAGGUUUAGCAACGGAAAGGUUCCUUCAGACCUCAUAGCUGAAGCUUUGGGAGUUAAGGAGCUAUUGCCCCCCUAUCUUGACCCAACUCUGCAAAUAGAAGACCUCCUUACCGGGGUAAAUUUUGCAUCAGGCGGUGCGGCAUUCGAUAUUAUUGCACCUGAAGUACUGUCGGCUUUUACAAUGUCGGAUCAGUUGGAAAUGUUCAAACAAUACAUAGAAAAACUGAAGGCAGUUGUUGGAGAGGAGAAGACUGCAACCAUCCUAGCUGAGAGCGCUUACAUCAUUUGUGCUGGUAGUAACGACCUUGCAGGGUAUUUCAUCACACCAACCAGGAAAAUGGACUAUGAUGCCCCUUCAUACACUCAUCUCAUGGUUCAAAUGGCUACUUCUUUCAUUCGGGAAUCUGUUCAAGGAAGAUCUUUCGAUUUUUGUUGGGUGUCUCGCUCUGCUAAUGGGGUGGCACAUAAGCUAGUUAUCUAUGGUUUGUCUUCUCUGAGCUGUUUCGCUGAAGCUAUGCCUAGAUGGUUGGCAGACUCUGUGGUGUUUGAUCAAGAAUUGCAUCAACUUGGGGCGAGAAAUAUUGGAGUGAUCAACGCUCCACCAGUAGGGUGUGUGCCUUUCCAGAGAACCGUCAACGGAGGAAAAGUGAAAGGGUGUGCAGAGAAUUAUAAUGCAGCAGCGAAGAUGUUCAACGCUAAGCUACAGCCCCAGAUACAUUGGCUGAAAAAAGAACUCCCUCAUACCAGGCUUGUCUAUAUUGAUGUCUACUAUCCCUUGCUAGAUAUUAUACAAAGGCCUCAUCUUUAUGGAUUUGAAGAGUCUACCAAAGGAUGUUGUGGAACGGGAAGUAUUGAACUGUCGAUACUGUGCAAUGACUUGAACCCUUGUACCUGUGAAGAUGCGUCCAAGUAUGUGUUCUGGGACAGUUACCAUCCCACAGAAAAAGCUUACGCCAUUCUCGUCGAUAUUCUUAUAAAAGAGUUCACCAAGAGCUUCGUUUAAUAAUUAGCUAGGCAGAUCAUCGCCUUUUGUUAAAUUCAGUUUAAUUAGUUAAUUAGGUCGUUAGUCUUUGGCCCCAGAAUUUGCAUUAUUUGAGUUUGAGAUUACAAGUACAAUCUACCUUGGGAAAUAAAAACAUACCUGUUGCAGUAGUAGAAGUUUAAUGUAAGUUUGGAAUAAAUUAAACAAGAGUAACCACCCUUGCUGGA